AAUUACUGAUACAGUAUUAAUAUAAAUAUUUGUAAUUUUGUAUUAAAUAUUCUACACAAUCAAGUAAGUACUAACUAUUAAGCUUACUUUGAAAGACAGGUACCUCGUUUCGGAACCGGAACCUGCCGGUUCCCAGUUUUUAGGAAUCUGUUGAAUAUAUUCCGGUUCCUAUUUUUAGGAACUUGUUGUGGUUCCGAUUUUGGGUCCUGAGAUUUUUACCGGAUACUCUGCGACACCUGUACUCAUCAUAUAGUGGGGACAAAUUAGCAAAUUAGCAUUAAUUAAACUGAAUAUUUUAUACUGCCAUUUUUGCCUAGAAAGCUUCAUCUUUAGCGUUAGUAUAAUGUAUGUACUCCGCAAUAUUUACUGAUUGAGUUUCCCAUGAUAGUCUAGGUGAACUUUGAUAGGAUUGACAGUUUUUUGUAGGUUGAUUUUCAAGUUAUGACAUAUUAAAAAGGUGUUAUUAGUAAACUAAACUCCUCCACCCAGUUGAAUGUAUGAAAUUGUAGUUUAUUGCCUCGUUGGUUUAGUUUAAUCAUCACCAAUACGUUGAAGUGCUUACAAAAUUACUGAUUAGAUAAAUUGAGAGUCUUCCCGGAAAAAGAAAAAGAAAAAAAAAUUAAAAAAAUCCUGAUAUUUUCUCAAUCCAAUUCAUACAGAUUAUAAGUUUAAACACUGAAAGAGGCAAGCAGGGGAGAAAGAUAUGGCAGAAGCCAUUGUAUCUGAUGUAGUCGCGAAGCUUCUUGAAUCUCUGGGACAAUCAGUAGUUGAGGAAAUGGCUCCUUACUUCAAUGGGAGAAAGAAACUGAAAGAGCUAGAGCAAUUGAUGGGGAUGAUACAAGCUCGACUUCUUGAUGCAGAGAGGAUAAGGGAAGGUGACAAUGGGGCUUUGAUCAACCUUUGGCUGAAAAGGCUCAAGCAUGUACUUUACCGACUGGAAGACUUGUUCGAAGAAGUCGUUAUGAUUGAUCAAGAUGAACUUCCUAGAGGUAAGCUUACCAAACCACUAGGUGUUUGUUAUUCAUGCUUAAGUCCCUUUAAAGUAAAUAAAAAGUUAGCUUUAGAGAGCAAGGCUAUUAUGGAGGAGUUGAAAUCCAUUACAUCUGAAAUGCACUGCCUAAACCUGAGAGUGCAUUCCAUUGAAGUACAGUCUUCUGUUAGUCGAGUGAGUUGGAGGGAAACACAUUUGUUUGUGUUGGAGAAAGAUGUAAUUGGCAGAGAUGCAGAUAAAAAGGCAAUUUUAGAAAUGGUUUUACAUUGUGAUGAUAUAGUUGGAGAAAGUGUCUUAGUAAUAAUCCCAAUUGUUGGGAUUGGUGGGUUAGGAAAAACAACUCUCGCUCAACUUGUUUUUAAUGAUGAUGAUGUUCAUAAACAUUUUGAGCUUAAAGGUUGGGCUUGCAUUUCUGAAGUCUCCAAUUUGGAAGAAUUAUUAAGAAAAAUUCUGAAGUCUAUUGAUAAAAGUGAUUGCCAUCAGCUGAAUAUGGAACAACUUCAGUCCUGCCUUCGAGAAGCUGUCAAUGAUAAGAAAUUCCUGCUUGUGUUAGAUGAUGUAUGGGAUGAGGAUCGAGAGAGAUGGUUGUGUUUGAGACGUUUGCUAUGUGGCUGUAAAAGAGGAAGCAAAAUUAUAGUAACCUCUAGGUCGAGAGUGGUGGCUGAUAAUAUGGGUACAGUUGAAGCUUAUGCUUUGGGGGUCUUGCAAGAAGACAUGUCCUGGGCUUUGUUUAAAGGUUUAGCAUUCAAGGAGGGACAAGAGCACAAUAAUGAGCAUCUGACCAGAAUUGGCAAAGAGAUUGUUGGAAAGUGUGGCCAUGUUCCACUUGCUAUAAGGACAAUUGCCAGUCUUCUUUAUACUAAAGAUACGGAGCAAGAAUGGGAGUAUUUCAAGGAUAGUGAGCUCGGGAUGAUUGAACAAUGUGAAACAAGCAUUAUGUCAUCGUUGAAGCUGAGCUAUGAUCACUUAGCUCCACACUUAAAGCAGUGCUUUGCCUAUUGCUCUCUGUUUACCAAGGACUACGAGUUUGAUAAGAUGGAUUUGAUUUAUCUGUGGAUGGCGCAAGGGUUCCUCAAGACAACGAGGGAUCAUGUAAGUCCAGAGGAUGUUGGUCAUGGAUAUUUCAUGGAGCUACUGAGGAGAUCUUUUUUUCAAGAUGUUAGAAGAAAUGAGUAUGGUGAGAUAAUAAGCUGCAAAAUGCACGAUUUAAUGAAUGACUUGGCGAAAAAUGUGGCAGGAUAUUGUUGUCUUCUUGUAGAUAAGCCUACAAUGCAGAUCAAUGAUAAAAAUGUCUGGCAUGCUAGCUUUACUGCUAACUCAACUUGGAAUGCUCCACCAUGGUUGAUUGCAGCAAAGCAAAUUCGCUCUCUUCUUCUGACUACCAAUAGCCUUUCAUUUGCUGUACCAGAUAUCAGUAAAACCAUUUCAAGUUUAAGGUGCUUACGAGCAUUGGAUUUACCUCGGAUGGAUAAUGAUAGCCUUCCAGAUUCUAUAAAACAGCUGAAGCACUUGAGAUACCUAAAAAUUAGUGUCUCAUCUUAUUCUCUCCCUGAAUGCAUCACAGGACUGCAGAAAUUACAGACUUUGGAUCUCCGAGAAUGUUGGUGGCUUAGAGAACUUCCAAGGGAAUUGCAUAAAUUGACUAGUCUUAGGCACUUGCUUUGUAGAAGUUCUAUUGCAUUGACUGAUAUGCCGCCUGGAUUUGAGCGAUUAACUUCUCUUCAAACAUUGAACUUGUUUGUCGUGGGUGAAUGUACAGGGUUAGAUGCACUGACUAGUUUCAAUGAUCUUGCUGGAAAAUUGAAAAUCUGUUUUUCUGAACGUCGUGGAAAAGCUGUAUCAGUAGACACAGGAGCAAUUUUGAAGGCCACAAAGCUAACUAGUCUGGAAUUAACAUGGUGGGCAUUGCAGAAUGGAGAACCAGCUUGCCAUUCUGACAAAGUAGAAGAUGAGUUGGCUCUAAACUGCUUACAACCCCCACCAUCUCUCAAAAGCUUACAGGUUGAGGGGUGGAGGGGGGCAAGAUUUCCGGGGUGGGGAAUGGAUGUAUUUCCUAGUCCGCUCCCUAACCUUGUUUCUAUAGAGAUUGCACGUUGUGAGAAAUGUCAAAUUCUCCCACCAUUUAAUCUGUUACCUCUUCUCAGGUCUCUUGAACUCUGGUACCUAGAAGCUUUAGAGUGCAUAAGAAUUGGUGGUCUCAGUAGUGUGACUUCUUCUUCAUCAACAGCAUUCUUCCCAUCCUUGGAACGUCUUGUUCUCUUUCAGUUGCCUGUAUUCAAGGGAUGGUCGGAACAAAAUAAUAUCAAUCAACAAGAACCUGAAAGACCUCAGGACUUGUUGCAGCCAUCAUCUUUCCCUUGUCUUUCUAAACUCUUCAUAGGGUAUUGCCCGAAGCUGAUGUCAAUGCCUAAGGCGCCAAGGCUUGAAUCGCUGGGUGCCAACAGCAUCCAUAAUAAUCUGCUGAAGUAUCUUCUAUAUGGAGAUGCAACACAAAUAUCAGUGCCUUCAUCACUCAUUCCUUCCAUGUUAAAAGACUUGCAUAUCCGAUCAAUACAUGAACUAGACACUCUCUCAAUCAAUCUAAUAACAUUAGAAUCCUUAUCAAUCUACUUUUGCCUCCAGUUAAUCAGAUUGACUGUGAAAGCUCCAACUUGCCUCCGAAAUCUUGAAAUUCAUAAUUGUGUUAGACUUAAAGACAUAUCCAGUGCACUGCAGCAUCUCACUGUCCUUGAGGAAUUGAAAAUCUCUGACUGUGACCAGUUAGUCUGGGAGCCUAUAAUGGGUAAAGAUAAUGUUAGUUUUGUCGAUGAGGGGAGGGAUGUCAGUAGUAUUACUAGUAGUGAUGUUAAGUCAGCUGAUUGGCAAGGCCUUAAAAGCCUCCGUUUAUUAACAUUGAAGAGCAUCUGCAAUUUGGAUUCACCCCCACAGAGCCUUGGCUGCUUAAGAGCACUUCAAGAACUGGAGAUAUAUCAUUUCAGUAAUCUGAUUGUUCUACCAGAGUGGAUAGGGCACCUCACCCAACUCCGUAGACUUGACAUUCAGGAUUGCCUUAAAUUGGUGACACUUCCUGAAUCACUUCGCAACCUCACCAAUUUACAGCGUCUUGAGGUCAGGGAUUGUGAUCCCGAGCUGACAAGAAGAUGCAAACAGCCUGAUGGUGAAUAUUGGCCCCUUAUUCAACAUAUCCCCCAUAUUGAACUUGACUACUAGGUUGGCAAAUCACAGUCAAGAAGGUGCCAGGAACCCUAUGGUGAAGAUUGGCCUCUUAUUCAAUGCAUUCCUUAAGCCAUUAUUGAAGAAUUCAAGAAGGGACUAUAUAUCAUAGUCAAACACUCUACAUGCUGAAUCAGACUCUCUGGAGUAACUCAUUCAACAGGUGAAUGCUUUUUUCUGUGAGUUCAUUUUGCUCCCUCCACCCCUUUCCCUUUAUAUAGUUCAGGAAGAAAAGGUAAGAGUAUUGUUUGUUAUUGCUAAUUUUAGAUCAUUUUAUGCUCUUUUUUUUUUUGUAGCUAGGAGCGCUCUGAUUCUUGAGACUGUUAGAGAAGAAAUGUAGCAAAGUAUAACCUAUAAGUCUUAUUUUGUGCCAGGGGAGAACUAGUGCUAUGAGCAUUGCAAGAUAAUCAAGUCCAUCACACUAAAGGUAAUUUGAGCUUGUUCCCAAGUCAUGUACUUUUAAUUAGUUGAUGGACUCAAUAUCUGCAAUUAAAUCAAGGCCUGUCAUGGCUGUUGCCUGCUGUGAUACUCAUAUCAGGAACUUGUAUGUUUUUCAAUAUGUCUAAUACACUCAAAACUUGGAUACGGUAAAUAAAAAACUUCAUGUACAAUAAAUUUGUAGAGGAAAGCUUUGUCAACUGAUUACCACAUAUCCCAUAUUUGCUAAAUUCUAAAUCUUUGUAAGAGGUACCUCAGUUCUA
Chenopodium quinoa (quinoa) is the source of this 4905-nucleotide messenger RNA. RefSeq names its product putative disease resistance protein RGA4. Gene Ontology annotation, molecular function: ADP binding. The record is from RefSeq and is a predicted model, not a curated record. The coding region runs from base 704 to 4201 and encodes 1165 amino acids. Lineage: Eukaryota; Viridiplantae; Streptophyta; Magnoliopsida; Caryophyllales; Amaranthaceae. Gene Ontology annotation, biological process: defense response to other organism. The transcript has a single exon.